UUAGUGAGAGACUUGGUAGCUCUUGGCAGGCUCUUGGUGGUGUGCCUGAGACCAGCACAAGCUCUUUGUGUCCCAGUGUGUCACCUUGUCCUUUCUGCAGGAGUGGCUGGGUGUGACAGCUGUACCUCUGCUCCCUGGUUUGCUCACCCAGAGGAACUGGGUCAGCAUGGGGCACAUGCGAAAUGUCACUUGAUGCCUGCUUGUCUUUCCUGGAAUUUCUUCAUGCUAUAAACAAGUCUGAGAUUCAGUGUCUCAUCACUUCCUGACCAUCUCUGCAAAGCUGCACUUUGCCUGUUGCAGCCAGUUAGAAGAUCAAGGGUGACACUCCAACAGGAGAACUAGAAGGGGACCUGCAAGGAGCUCUGCCUGCUCCAGGGUGGGAUUUGGCAGCCCUCAGUCACAGUCUCUCAGAGCAUUGUAGGCCCCUGCGGGAGCCAGGAGCAGCUUGUGGUGGACCUGUCAAGCUUGUACCAUCUUAUGGUGGUGCCAGGGCCUCGCUGUGUGUCCAGGCAAGGUGAUGGACAGCAGGGGGGAGAUGGAGGUGGUGAGGAGCACCAAGGGCAGUGCUGCUGGGGAGGUCAGUGUCCACGUGGUCAGCACCGAGAGCACUGUGCAGAGCACCCACCUGCCCACCACUGCCUUCAUCAUCCCAGCGAACGCCACUGCCAUCAACCUUCCCACGAGCACCUUAGAAAUCCAGCGAUUCCCCCGGGAGCCCCAGAGAAGCACAGGGGCCGAGAGGCCAGACAGGGGAGCAGGGAAUGAGCCCAUCACAGCUGCUGUCAUUCCCCAGAUCAGCGGGGUGCAGACCUGCAGCACAGUCCGUGUGCUGGAGUGGAAAGAUGGGGUGGCAACUUUGCCUGGGAGUAACUUGCGGUUCCGGAUCAAUGAGUACGGGACGCUGAAGGUGGUGAGUGCUGAUAAGAUGCCUCCUAUGGAAGCUGUAAAGGAGGGUCACACAGAGAGAGAUGGGGACUCGGAGGUGGCACCCCCCAGCAGAGACAAUCCUACUGUGGCUCAGGACGCGGCGGAGCAGCCCACGCUGCCGGCGGCAGAAGGGCUGUGCCACUGCGACACCUGCGGCCGCAGACACGUGUGGGACGGGGCCCGGGAAGGCAGGGGCUUCUGCAGCGAGCACUGCCACCAGCAGUUCAAGGAGAGGUCUGUCAUUGUGGAAAACUCUGCCAGCAGCACCAAUGCCACUGAAAUCCUCAAGCCUGUGAAGAAACGAAAGAGGAAGGACUAUCAGAGCCCCUCGGAGGAAGAAUAUGAAUCUGAGCAAAUGGAGGAAAAGCAGGAAGAGAGGAAAAGCUCUGUGGAAGACUCUGCCAUGAGCAAUCUGGAGGCUGAGGCGUGGAACGGGAGCCAGCACGGUGCCAGUGAGGAGAAGAAAGAAGGCUGGUCUUGGGCGUCCUACUUGGAGGAGCAGAAAGCUGUCGCUGCCCCUUUAGAUCUCUUCCAGGAUUGCCAAGUAGCUUCCCAGCACAAGAAUGGCUUUAAAGUGGGGAUGAAGCUGGAGGGGAUCGACCCACAGCACCCAUCCAUGUACUUCAUCCUGACAGUGGCUGAGGUGUGUGGCUACCGGAUGCGUCUCCACUUCGACGGCUACUCUGAGUGCCACGACUUCUGGCUGAAUGCUGACUCCCCUGACAUCCACCCUGCUGGCUGGUUUGAGGAGACGGGGCACAAACUCCAGCCCCCCAAAGGGGUUGUAGGUUAUAAGGAAGAAGAAUUCAGCUGGACAAACUACCUGAAGUUAACAAAGGCUCAGGCAGCUCCUAAGCACCUCUUCAUGGUCCGAAACACUCACGAGGCUUCCCCAGGCUUCAAGGUGGGCAUGAAGCUGGAGGCCGUGGACCGCAUGAACCCUUCCCUGAUCUGCGUAGCCACAGUGACUGACGUGGUGGACAAUCGCUUUCUGGUGCACUUUGACAACUGGGACGACACUUACGACUACUGGUGUGAUCCCAGCAGUCCAUACAUCCACCCAGUUGGGUGGUGUCAUGAGCACGGCAAACCUCUCACACCUCCUCAAGAUUAUCCUGAUCCAGACAACUUCACCUGGGAAAAAUACUUGAAAGAAACUGGAGCAUCUGCUGUCCCAGCUUGGGCCUUUAAAGUGCGCCCACCCCACGGCUUCCUGGUCAACAUGAAGCUGGAGGCAGUGGACAGGAGGACUCCUUCCUUCAUCCGAGUGGCCAGUGUGGAGGAUGUGGAAGAUCACAGGAUAAAGGUCCAUUUUGAUGGCUGGAGCCACGUGUAUGAUUUCUGGAUUGAUGCGGAUCAUCCAGACAUCCAUCCCAUGGGCUGGUGCUCAAAAACAGGACACCCGUUGCAGCCUCCUCUCAGGCCAAAGGAACCAGCCUCCUCUGCCCAUGGGGGCUGCCCAAGCCUGGGCUGCAAGAGCAUCCCUCACUCCAAGAGCUCCAAGUACAGCUUUCACCACAGGAAGUGCCCCACGCCGGGCUGCGACGGGUCAGGCCACGUGACGGGGAGGUUCACAGCCCAUUACUGCCUCUCAGGGUGCCCGCUGGCAGAGAAGAACCAGGGCAGGCUGAAGGCCGACCUGUCUGACACCGAGGCCUCGACUCGCAAGAGGAGCCCGAUGGGUUUCCCUCAGCGGAAGAAAUCUCGGCACCACGGGAGAGGGAGACCUCCAAAGUACCGGAAGAUGCAGCAGGAAGACUUCCAGACUAUUUCUUCAGACAACAUGCACCAGUCACUCUUCAUGUCCGCCCUGUCUGCCCACCCCGACCGCUCCCUGUCCCUGUGCUGGGAGCAGCACUGCAAGCUGCUGCCAGGGGUGGCUGGCAUCACAGCAGCCACGGUGGCCAAGUGGACCAUUGAUGAGGUUUUUAGCUUUGUGCAGACUCUGACGGGUUGUGAGGACCAAGCCAAGCUCUUCAAGGAUGAGAUGAUCGAUGGCGAGGCGUUCCUCCUGCUGACGCAGGCUGACAUCGUCAAGAUUAUGAGUGUCAAGCUGGGCCCAGCACUCAAGAUCUACAAUGCCAUCCUCAUGUUCAAGAACGCUGAUGACACCUUAAAGUGACUUCUCUUGGCCCAGCUGGGACCCUCCCUCAUCACUGGUGCUGCCAAACUGUCUGGUCAGGACAGGGAUUCCCCCAGCCAGCUGCAGCUUGUCACGUCCUGCUCGUGUCCUCCCGGGUGCCACGUCUCCACUCUGCCACCAGUCCAUCUCCCAUCCUCUUCCUUCCAUGCUGCCCUUCUGCAGUGCUGGCCCAGGCUGGCCCAGGCUGGCCCCAGGCCUCGGGGGUGCUUGCAGGGAAGGAGGGUGGACGUGGCACUGGUCCAUCUUAGUGCCACAGCUGCCCCCACAUCCUGCUGUGCCUGCCCCGGCUCGGGGGUGCUGGGGGAGCCCUGUGGAGGGGCUGACACCCACUGAGUCACCCAGGCAGGGGAAGGGACUGACUGCCUGCAUCCAUGCUCACACCCACUUCAAGGCUGCUCUUGCCUUUGCUCAGCAGCUGAGAGAGAUUUGGGGUUUUUCCCUCUGUGUGAUCCUCUGGGGGUAUUUGUGCUUACACUGUUUCCAAGGGAAGUUCUUGAGGAGCUUCUGCUCAUUUUGCCUUUUUCUCUGAGUUCUUUUGACUUUCCCUUUUUAAGGCCAGUUGAUGACUGCUUUGCCCCUGCACUGCACUGCAAACCAGUGGUCACCUCUUGCCCCUUCAGGGAGUCCUGCUGUUGCUCUGCCCACGACCAGCACCUGUGCUUUAUUCCUCUUUCCUGGAAUGCAGCAGCCCCAGGGCAGGACCAGGGCUGGCUGGGUGCAGAAAAGGCUCCAUUUCUUCUUGAGCUUUAGACUGUUUUGUCCAGCACUUCUCUGGGAGAAAGGAUGCUUGGAUAGCUUGUUCCCCUUGCACCUAUUAAAGACUCCUUGGCAAAGGAAGUCGGGUCCUCUUUGGUCCUUGUACUAGGAGCAAGGCCCUCUCUAGGUGGAGACAGCUGCCAAGAACAAGAAGCAUCCAUUGCUCCAACAGGCAGAUCCUCAGUUGCUUCUGAAGGCAUUCCUGGGUUGGCUGAGUCGAUUCUGCCAAGCUGCCUUCUCCCCCCUCUUUGCCCUCACAAGGCACCCAAGUUCUGCUAUCUGAAGAGCAGGAUCUUCUGCUGUCCCUGGAUCCCUUAGCUGCAGAGCUAAAAGA
Molecule: messenger RNA, 4160 nt
Organism: Ficedula albicollis (Collared flycatcher)
Lineage: Eukaryota; Metazoa; Chordata; Aves; Passeriformes; Muscicapidae
Gene: L3MBTL1
Product: l(3)mbt-like 1 (Drosophila)
Exons: 23
Coding region: 518-3049 (843 amino acids)
Biological process (GO): regulation of DNA-templated transcription
Cellular component (GO): nucleus
Molecular function (GO): zinc ion binding; protein binding
Source: RefSeq, a predicted model, not a curated record